AUGGCAAAGGUUGAAGACGAUGGGAAAGGGGAAGACGAUGGGAAAGGUGAAGACGAUGGGAAAGGAGAAGACGAUGGGAAAGGUGAAGACGAAAAGGUUAAAGCAAUGGGAAAGGUGAAGACGAUGGGAAUGGCAGCUUCAAGAAAGGAACGCCGUUCGGUUUCAACGGAAGGGGCGACGGCGGCGAAGGCCGAGGUUGUAGUGGGAGAGCUCGUGAUUAUAGUGGUUCUGGUUGUAAUAGUGAUGGAGGGGGAAGCUGUGGGGCUAGCGGUGGUUGUAGGGGAGAGUUUGAACUUGGCAGCCAACACGAAGGCUAGGCGGCGGGUUGACCUGCCGCCCCCGACUCGUAGCCACUUCCGCCGUACGCCCUCCGCUCCACCUUCACCCCCCGUUCUCCUUCGCGUCUCUACCUGGCGCCGCCCCGCUUCCGCCCGUCGUCCCCUCCUCCCCACCCACUUCGCCUCCACCCGCGCCUUCUGCACAUCCUCAGCUCCCCUCCCUCCGCCUACGGCCUCACUCUGCCUCAACCGCGCCCCCACCCCACCUGCGCCCCGCCUCCACUUCGCCUUCCUUCCUCUCAUCCUGCCUCCGUCGCCGAGCCUUCCCCUCACCCAUGACUGUAUUCGUGCUGUCACCUCCAUCUCCACCUCCAACCCCACCACUGGUUCCCCUCCCCCGGCGGUGGCGCGCCAGCGUUUCGCCUUCCGGGCACAAGACGCAGCGCCCGCCGCCCAGGAAAUUGCGUCGGCGGCCUCGGCAAGCACGCGGCAGCACAAUGCCCUCGAAGUAGCACAAAUCAAUCCGGGGCAAAGGUGGUCCGGUGCGGAGCAAGCGUGCGGACGCCGUGAAAUAUGGGUCUCUGAAUCUGGACUUCGCUUUGUUCCUGGAAUCUGA
Messenger RNA from Gryllus bimaculatus (two-spotted cricket), 894 nucleotides. The record is from the annotation of a GenBank genome assembly. NCBI's taxonomy places the organism in Eukaryota, Metazoa, Arthropoda, Insecta, Orthoptera, Gryllidae.